Salarias fasciatus (jewelled blenny) is the source of this 2029-nucleotide messenger RNA. RefSeq names its product V-set domain-containing T-cell activation inhibitor 1-like. The record is from RefSeq and is a predicted model, not a curated record. Gene Ontology annotation, biological process: positive regulation of T cell proliferation; immune response; cellular response to lipopolysaccharide. The transcript is spliced from 7 exons. The coding region runs from base 114 to 1211 and encodes 365 amino acids. Gene Ontology annotation, cellular component: external side of plasma membrane. NCBI's taxonomy places the organism in Eukaryota, Metazoa, Chordata, Actinopteri, Blenniiformes, Blenniidae.
UAAACCAUGGCUGCCAUCGACAGAGCAGUGCUGCUGCUGACUUUACUGUGGACUCCAGCCAGAGGAGUAGGCACAAACAUCACAUCACCAAACACGGUAGAUUCGACCUGACCAUGGCUGUGAUCGAACACACAGCGCUGCUCCUGACUUUACUGUGGACUACUGCCAGAGGAGAUACUGUCAUCUCUUGUGAUUUAAAAAAAUCUUGCAUGUUACCGUGCCGUUUCCAGGCAGGUGACGAAAAAGUGAUCCACUGGAUCCAGGAGAAGCCAGUAAAGGCCCAGACCCAUUCCUAUUAUUACAAAAAGAACCAGCUGGCACUUCAGAGCCAGCGCUUUAAGAGCCGGACAUCACUGUUUCUGGACCAGCUGUCCACAGGAAAUGCCUCACUCCAGCUGAGGGGGGUGGAGGCUCAGGAUGAAGGCAGUUACAGGUGCUACACCAGCACCAGCAACGGACAUGACCAAUCCAUUGUAUCUCUGCAUGUGGACGCUCAAGUCCGUGAAGUCAGUGUCAACUGGACAGGAAACAGGAUGACUUGCAGCUCUGACUGGAUCUAUCCUGAACCUGUCCUCACCUGGUCCACUGAUCCUUCAUCAACCAUCGCCCGUCAGUAUAACACCACCGUGAAGAUAACUGAGGAGCAUCUUUACAACAUCACUAGUUCUCUGAUGCUGCCAGACAGCGAUGAAGGUCUGAACUACAGCUGUAACAUCAGCACUCGAAGUAGUUGGAGGAAAAUCACUCUGAGACAGCAGUCUCUUCUUAACAUGGACCAUGCUAAAAUUCCCUGCCAUGCCUCCAGUGUAUCUUUUCGGGACUUCAGCCUCAUCUGGAGUUUCAAUCACAGUCAGAUCAUUGUGAACCGGAGUCGGACCAACGUCACCAAAGUCUCAGAUCAAUGGAAACAACGUGUGAAGGAAGUAUCAGAGUCAGGCGACCUCUUUCUACAAGGCCUCAAACCAGAUCAGGGGGGAAUAUUUACAUGUGAGCUCAGACAGGCUGGGAAGGCACAUUUAACGGAAACUGUUCUCAGGAUAACAAAAGAUCGUCCAACUCCCAAUAUUGGAGGAAUUAUUACUGGUGUUUUGCUUGUGUGUUUGCCCUUGAUUUUCAUCUGGGGAUACUAUAAAAACCAAAUAUGUGCAACGGGGCAAGUAAAGAAUGCCUGCCACAGGUCAAAAAAGGUGUGUAUGGACUGCCUGACAUGACGGACAGUCAACAUGGAGUCAGCCAUCGGACAGAUCUGCUGAAAAAUGGGACCUUUUUGAAGUUUGACAUGAAAAAUGUCACAGUUCUCCUGGGCGGUGGAGAAACUACCGACCCAGCUUGGAGUGACAUCAUACACUUACAACAACUGUUCCUCUGAGGGUGCUGUUGUCCAAAACAAACACUAAGCAGACAGGAAGUAAAGCCUUGUGAAGAAGAAACGCGCCUCAUUGACUGGUCUGCUCUGAAUAGGUUCUUGUGUGCAGCCACAAGCAACCACGAUAUGAAGCCGUCUGACCAGAUCAGCACCUGCACUUUCUCACCACUUGUUUGAUCCGGAUCAGAGUUCCGGAGAGCGCUCACACUAGCCCAAAUGAAGCAGACUUUUCCAGAAAGUCCCUGAAGUGAACUUGUGUGAAUCAAACAGGGCUUGUGUGAAGACAUGCACCCUUUGUCGUUAAUCUAAAUUAAUUUCUGUUAAUUCCAUUCUCUAUUCUUUUACCAGCCACUCUUUAUCUCUUUAUACCUGCACAGAUUAACAUUUAUUAUUAUUUAUCUCAUGUCUAUCUGGUGUUGUUGAUAUUUUAACUGUAUUUAUAAUGUGUUCUUUGUGUGUGGACAAAUGGUAGAGAAUCCAGGGAUAAAUGAAGUCUUUUGAUUAUAUCCAGUUCUAUUUAUAUCACAGGUUUAUUUUUAUCGCUGACGUGAAGUAAAACAAUGAAGCGGCUCCUCCUGGUGCUGGAAAACAUCUCUCAUCAUUAUCAUCUCAUAUUUGAAUUAUGAAAUGAAUAACCCAAUAAAAAAUCCAGAAUUCCAUAAA